Knipowitschia caucasica is the source of this 2256-nucleotide messenger RNA. Lineage: Eukaryota; Metazoa; Chordata; Actinopteri; Gobiiformes; Gobiidae. The record is from the annotation of a GenBank genome assembly.
AUGCUGCUAAUCACUAUGUGGAUCCCUCUCCUCAUGCUGACUGUUCUGCCAGUUGUGUCCGCUGAGGAUCCCUGUGCCCUGCCUGUAAUUCAGCUGCCUUCUGAUAUUGUACGAAAAGUUGGCGAAAACCUUUUUGUCAAUUGUACUACUCCGGUUGACGGGCAUCAGGGCAUCUACUGGACAUAUGACGACGAAAAGCUGGACCAAGAGUUGACUUCAUACACUGAGCUGCAAGUACCACACAUUAACUGGGAUUUCCAAGCAAAGUGCACAAUUCUACUCAAUAGCACUUAUAACUGCAGCGCAAAUCUCCAAGUUCAACUAGAAAUGAACAAGGUAAACCAGGUGAAAAUCAAUGAAACGACAAUAGACCAACAUGAGUUCAGCUGUGAUAUCCCUAACGCUGCCCCAGUUGAAAACCUCAAUAUUACUUGGUUCACCAAAGGCCAAAUAUUAAAGACCGUUUUCGAUAACAAGACACCAUCCACCACCGCGGUGUCCUCCCUGGGGAUGAAUGUAAGCAAGGAGCACGACGGAGAGUCUUUCACCUGUGUAGCGGUUCUGAAUCUAGGACCAGAUGGACAUGUCCUUGUUUCAACCACAACAUGGAAUAUUUCGGUCCAAUAUGCCCCAAAAUUACCUCAAAAAGAUCAAAAUGACAAACCUACUGUGGCAAAAACAACAACAGCAGCAACAGCAACAGAGGCAACAACAGGAGUUACAGCGGCAGCAUCAUCAUCAUCAUCAUCAUCAUCAGCAGCAGCAGCAGCAGCAGCAGCAAAGCCGCCUGACUGUCCGGUGACAAUAACACCAAAUACAAUAAUUGUCAAAUAUGGAGAAAUAGCUUCAGCCACCUGCAACACAACUGUAGAGCACGAUGGAAUAGGCUGGGAGGCCACCAAUGGAGGCGUCAGCCGAACAGAGGACGUCACUUACUUACAGUGGAAUUGGACGAUAAAGGAUUUUAAAGACUUCAAUAUUGAGGUGGAAUGCUUUAUAAAUCCUAUAAAUGGAACUCAUUGUAAGAAGCCACUGGGUAUCACAGUUUACAAUAUUCCAAAUAGUGUGCAGAUCUCUCCAGUCGAGAACAUCCCAGUUGAAGAGGGCAACAAACUCACGCUCAAAUGUGACAUUUUGAAUAUAGCUCCCAUUAACAAGCUCCGAGUGAAUUGGUACCAGGAGGAUACACUGGUCCACACGGAAGUGUUCAAUGGAUCUGACCCUCAUCCCUUAAAUGUGACCUCAUUUUGGGACCUGACGCCUGAGAAAGAGCACAACAACAUGGGCUUCAAGUGUGAGGUGGAACUUCGUCUCGGACAAAACCUAAAAGUCGUGUCAGCAUCGUACACCCCUGUUGUCCAGUAUAAACCCAGAAUCAACCCAGAUUGUCCAAAGGAAUAUGGCGGUAAAGAGGACGAGUUUACGUUGGAUACAGUGCCAUGUAAAGCCAGUGGAAAUCCUCAGCCCAAUAUUUACUGGUACUUCAAGGACAAACUAGUUGAUUCUACAAAGACUCUGACCAGGAAUGAUUCGGGUGAAUACACAGCUAAAUUUGAGAACACCGUUGGAAGUACCAACACCACCUUUGCCAUCACGAUUGAAUACAAACCUUACUUUUCUUGCAAAGACCAUUACAACGUGAGAGAAAACACCGAUAUAGGAUCUGUGUGUGAACCAGCAGGAAUACCAAAGCCAGAGCUGUUGUGGGUUAGAGAUGAAAAGCAGGUGGAGUUUUCAAAGUGGGAAAGAUGUGACAGUGGAGAUUAUGUAAUAGUAGCAACCAACAAACAUGGCAAAGCUCAGCACAAUAUCAGCAUCAAUGUUUUAUUUGCCCCAAGUUUUCCAGAAGACAUAACUCAAGAAUUCCACAUGGGGGAAAAUCUCACCGUAGACUGUCGUGCUGAUGGGAACCCCCUGCCUCAGCUUCACUGGAAAUAUCCCCCUGCUGCAAACGUAAACACAGCCAGCAGAGGGCGCCAGAUUCACAUUACAGAGGCCACAUCCACCAACGCGGGCGUCUACAGCUGCAAUGCCACGAAUGAAGUUGGAAGCGUUACAAGAACUGUCACACUCAUAAUGAAAGGAAAAACACACAUGGACCACAUUUACGGCAUCAUAUCGAUCUCUGUUGUACUUGCUUUGCUCUUUUUCAUAUUUGGGGUUGUUCUGAUUUGCCGCAACUGCAGAAAGAAAUCAGGCCACUAUGAUGUCAUAUCUGAUGAUGUGCCACUGAAUCCAAGAUCCUCCGUGAUUUAG